This is a messenger RNA of Alternaria ventricosa, 1605 nucleotides long. RefSeq lists its product as uncharacterized. The record is from RefSeq and is a predicted model, not a curated record. NCBI's taxonomy places the organism in Eukaryota, Fungi, Ascomycota, Dothideomycetes, Pleosporales, Pleosporaceae. The transcript is spliced from 4 exons. The coding region runs from base 1 to 1605 and encodes 534 amino acids. Gene Ontology annotation, molecular function: FAD binding.
AUGAAGUACGCCGUAUCAUCUGCUGCCCUGGUGGCAGGCGUUGUAUCCCAAGCUACUCUCGAACCCGUAGACUUCAAUGUAACUGAGGCGUUACUCAAAAAUGGUGUGAAUGUAUCGGCCAUACCCUAUCUUGCGCCAUUCGUGGAACGCUCCUCGUCAAGUGGUUGUUCAGCAGCCUGCGCGUCUCUGGGAUUGAUCUUCGGCGACGACAAGGUCGAAACGCAGUCCGAACCUGCGUACAAUGCUUUCCUUGACACUUACUGGUCUGCUCAACAGGCAGACAUCUCGCCGAAAUGUGUCUUCAAGCCAGAGAAAGCCCUCGACGUAUCUACCUCCGUACUGCUAUCUCGACUCACACAGUGCCCAUUCGCGGUGAAAAGUGGAGGUCAUUCUGCUGUACCCGGAGGCUCAAACAUUGGAGGCGGCAUUACUAUCAGCUUUGAGAAGAUGAACCAGACGAUACCUUCUGAGGAUAGGAAGAGUGCCUCGUUCCAACCGGGGCAAACUUGGUACGAUGUGUAUACCAAGCUAGAGAAAUACCAGCUUACCAUUAUUGGUGGCCGAGUUUCUGGUGUAGGUGUGGGUGGUCUGACGCUCGGCGGAGGCAUCUCUUACUUCUCGAGCAUUUACGGGCUGUCAUGCGACAAUGUCAUCUCCUUCGAGCUGGUCACGGCAACCGGAGCGGUAAUAACCGUCAGCAAGAAUUCCUUUCCCGACCUUUUCUGGGCUCUUCGAGGAGGUGGAAACAACUUCGGACUCGUUACCAAAUUCAACGUCAACGCACUUCCGAGAGCUGAUACGAUGUUUGGUGGAUCUCGCUCAUAUCCCGAAAGCGCAUUCCCCGCGUUGCUUAAAGCCUAUUACAACCUCGGUAUGAACGCCAAUCAGGACGGGAAAGCGCAUCAGAUCUUGUCAUUCGUCGCAUAUGGAGGUACACCGAUGUUCGCACUCGUCGAGCUUGAGUAUUCUGACCCCGUUACGAACGCCACCAUUCUGGAGGAGUACAAUGCCAUCGAAGGCGCCACCAGCGACACGACAGCCGUCAGGAGUCUCCCGGAACUCACCACGCUGAUUGAUGGCAACGGGAAAUAUGACGGCAAGCGUCAGGCUUUCUGGACUUGGACGACUAAGCUGGAUCUCGAAUUGGCUACACUCUUCAAAGACAUCUUCUCUGAGGAACUCGAAAGCGUCGCUGACGUAGCGAACCUGACGAUCGGUUUCAGCCUCCAGGUUAUCACCGACCCAAUACUAGAGAAAACCAAAUUGAAUGGCGGCAACGCACUCGGACUGGACCCUAACGAAGGCCCUCUCAUGCUGUGUCUGGUGUCUCCAAGCUGGAGUGACAGUGCGGAUGAUGAGAGGAUCAACAAGUUUGCUGCUCGCAUCGUGGAUCGCAGUGUGGAAGCUGCCAAGGCUGCCGGUAAGGCGAAUGGCUACUUAUACAUGAACUACGCCAGCCCGUGGCAGGACCCUAUUGCUGGGUACGGUUCCGAAAACCAGGCUAGGCUGAAGGCCAUCUCCAAAAAGUAUGAUCCUACUGGUGUGUUUGAGAUCCUCCAACCUGGCUACUUCAAGCUCAACGGCGCGCCAAGGAACGACUUGUAA